AUGGCUCCCAAGCGCCACGCGGCCUCAACUACCUCCGCGGCAUCCUCCACGCCCACGCCCACGCCCGCGCCUGCGCUCACAACACCUAAACUCUCCUCAGGCCCAAAUACCCUCAAGGCCAAUGCCUCAGCUGCUGAAAUUGCUGGCCAUGUCUGGAAGCAGUAUGCAUCCACAACGCCGCAGCGGACACUUCUCUUAGAUGCCUUCAUGGCAUUCUUAGUACUUGUUGGUGGACUGCAGUUCAUGUACUGUGUUUUAGCUGGAAACUAUCCUUUUAAUGCUUUCCUCAGUGGAUUCAGUGCGGCUGUUGGUCAAUUUGUCCUUACGGCAAGUCUGCGCAUGCAAACUAGCGAUAACGGUACUGGUUCUGGAUCGAAGCCGAGCUCCAAGGGAAAGAAUGCGCACUUUGCAGAGAAGAGCGAAGAGCAAGGGACGGGUACUUCGCAUGAGAGGGCCUUCGCCGAUUACAUCUUUGGAAGCUUGAUCCUACACUUUUUCUGCGUCAACUUUAUCAACUGA
This is a messenger RNA of Penicillium digitatum Pd1, 519 nucleotides long. Its product is annotated as putative oligosaccharyl transferase subunit Dad1. Gene Ontology annotation, cellular component: oligosaccharyltransferase complex; membrane. Gene Ontology annotation, biological process: protein N-linked glycosylation. Lineage: Eukaryota; Fungi; Ascomycota; Eurotiomycetes; Eurotiales; Aspergillaceae. The record is from RefSeq and is a predicted model, not a curated record.